ACAAACAGAAAAUAUCGAAACUUGAUUUCUAAUUUUAAAACAGUUUAAAUCGCUCGAUAAUAUUUAUUUUGAAAAUAAUUAAAUUUAUUAUUGGAACAAUUUUUUCUUUUGACAAAUGCUGAGAAUCAUGUGACAGCAACUAGAAAAAGUUUUGAAAUUUGUUUAUAAGUUUGCAUUUUGUAAAAACUUUUUGUUUCACAUUGAAUUUAGCAGUAUUACAUCGCAAGAUGAAGUCUUUAAGAGAAGUGAUAGAAGAUGCUCCUAAAACAAUGACCAAAGAAUAUUUACAGACUUUAAAUAUAGCAUUAUUUCAACAUGAUUUAGAAUCAGACACUAAUAUAGAUGCAAUUCUGAGCUCAUUACUUCUGUUGAUUGUCGAUCCUGGAGCUACAAUAUCACAACAACACUUGUCAAUUGUUAUUUUGCAGAAGCUGUCUCCAAUUAAAAGCAUAUCAGAGAUCCUUACCAUAGAAAUUGGUCCAAUGCUAAUUAAAGCAUUUCCUGUUUUACUUGUGCAAGACAUUUCUGAUCAGGGUACUAAAGAACUCAUUAGGAAAUUAGCAUGGUGUCUGUAUAAUGGAAGCUGGCCUUUAGAACAACAGUGGCAUCUUUUGGGUUUUAUCUCUACAGUUGUGGCUUCACCAAAAACUCCUUUGACUCAAGAGGAUAUGAAGAGGGUAUGCUCAUUGUUAUCUGAAUGGCUAAUUAUUCAUGCUUCUGUAUCUUCAAAUAAAAGUCUAGGCUUUAGAAGAUCUUCUAGUUCUUUGUCUAUUACUGAAGUAGAUGGAACAAAUACCCAAGACUUUUUCACUGUUCUGAAUUAUGCUUCUACAGUAAAUCCAGACUUUUUACGAAACAUUCAAGCUUUCUCAAUGUUAAGAUCGUUUUUGUGGAAUACCAGUGAGAUUGAUGUUAAAGGAUCUCGACACAAACGUUCUUUUGUUGGUAGUUUUGGAUGUGAAGAUUUGAGUCUUUCAAUUAGAGAGUACUGCAUGAGAAUAAUUGAUCAAGUUGACAGAAAAGCAAGUUCUGAUGUAGUUGCUCAAUUCCAAAAAGCUUGUCUCAUUGAAGCCAUUCACUUAUUUAAUAUCAUUUGUUUAAUGGAUUCUGGCAUUGUUCAUGCAAUCUUUCCUAUCAUCAGACGUAUUUAUGAUCAUGUGCACUCCAGUGUAAUAGCUGAACCGGAAGCACAAGAUGUUGCAGUUUUGGCUAGUGCAAUGCAGUUUUUCAUAAAUCAUGGUAGUUCAGUGAUGCAUAAACCAGAUAGCCUCUAUGUAUAUCUUUUUUGUGAUUUAUUGAGUACAUGUUACAAGGACAAUUAUAUUACAUAUGAAAUUUUACAAUUAAUGAAAGAAAAUUUGUCUCAAUUGUGCUACCAUAGCAGUAUACUGGAAAAGUAUUUUCCAACCUUUUUCAAAGUUUUGGCUUGGCGACCUUGUACUUUCUUAGAAGAUUUCUUGGAACUCCUUCCUGCUUUUCUUUCACAAAAUACUUCAGUUGAGGCUUUCUACACACUAUUAGACCUUCCUUGUUUGACAGCUAUACUCACUCUGACAGAUGGUAGAGCAGCCAACUCUGAAACCUGGACUUUAAAAGACCCAGUUUUAAUAGAAGCAUUUAGAAAACCAGAAAUGGCUUCAGCAGUUAAGUUUAUGGUACGAAAAACAAGCGGUCUUAAUUAUAGUAGUAACAGUAUUAUACUAUUGUAUCAGACUUUGGGAAGCCUGGCUAAUCAGAGUCGAGUUAUUUACUGUGCACAGACAGUUAUUCCAUUAUUGAAGAGAUACUUUGAAGUUAUUUUACAAUAUGCAGAUGCAACUGUUACUUCUCUUUUAAUUCCAGCUAUAUUGGAAAGAGUAUCAUGUAUAUUUCCUGUUCCAAAAUAUGCUGCAGAGGUUCAUGCCAUAUUGUCUGAUGCUGUUGUCCAGUUGUUUGAACUUCAUCCUGAGACUGUGUUUCACUGUCAAAAAAAUAUCAUUAGUUAUAUAAAUCAUUUAAAAAAUUACACUGUUGCUGAACAAAACUUUAUUCAUAUGGUAUGGAUAAUUGGGGAGUAUGUAUCUGUGGUUUAUAGCAGCAUUUGCCGUCCAGAGAUUAUAGCAUUAUUUUUUGAGAGCUUGGAAAGCACUACAUAUGAAGCAUUGUCUUCCCUUCAUGAUUCUUCUAAUGAAAACUUUCUGAAACUUUUGAGUGUGUCAUUGACAACCUUAGCAAAAUUGGCUGCUAGAAACCAAGAUCAAGUUCCUAGAGCUGUUUUGUGUCUAACCAAAGCAAAAAAUCAGCUUCUGUUGUUUGGUAAUGAUUAUAAAAAGAACUGGAAAAUUGUCAUUGAAAGAGUGUCUGAAUUGUUGUCUAUUUUAAAGUCACCCAAUGUGGCUACCAUUGUACUCAGUCCACCUAAACACCUUGAAAAUGGAAGGUUGCAUAGAGACUCAACAUCUUUGCCAUAUGUUCUUCGUGCCAUUACAGGAGUUGUAUCUAAAAAUAAUUAAUUUCAACUCCAGAAUGAGUUUUAUUUAAAUGAGCUCUUAAUUGUGAUAUAUAUAAUUGUAAAAUAUUUUACUGUGGUAAUUUUUAUUGUAAUAUACGCUAGCGUGAAAUGUGUAAUAUGUAUAUUCAAAUAAUGAUAAUAAAUAUUUUAAUAGUA
Molecule: messenger RNA, 2647 nt
Organism: Argiope bruennichi
Lineage: Eukaryota; Metazoa; Arthropoda; Arachnida; Araneae; Araneidae
Product: AP-5 complex subunit zeta-1-like
Exons: 19
Coding region: 228-2492 (754 amino acids)
Cellular component (GO): AP-5 adaptor complex
Source: RefSeq, a predicted model, not a curated record